CUUUUAUUAAAAAUGAUUUCAAAGAUGUAAGUACCUCACACACUGAAUUGAUCACGAAUAAACUAUUUUUAGGGGCUUUUUCACUUUCCUUUCGACGCUCCACCCUCUUGUCCAGUAAGUGGCGGUAAUGCGCCAAAAGGUGGUUUGCCAACCGUCAUUAAACUUCAGAAGUAGGAAAAGCUUUGAACGCAUUGUGUUUGUUUUCUUGCUUGUAACAAACUGCACGAACUUCGUAUUAAAGUAAACGGAAAUGCCGCAGCUGUUCUCCUCAUCGUAAACGCGAUUAUAAACUGUCAUUGUUGUAAAGAUGGAGUUUAUUAAAGAAGAGAAUGAAGACAUCAGUAUUACACAAUCAUGCAGAAUUAAAAGUGAAGAGACGGAGGAACAAAUAGACCUGAAUGUGAAAGAGGAAAGUCAAGAACUGAAUGAAGAGGACAAGAAAUAUAACACGGAAUCAACUGACCGAAAAAAAGCCAAAAAGCCCUUCACCUGCUCUCAAUGUGGAAACUGUUUCAUAGCCAAAAAAAGUCUUAAGUGUCACAUGAGAAUUCACACUGGAGAGAGGCCCUACAUGUGCCAAGAGUGUGGGAAGAGUUUUGUUUAUAGUGGAAGCUUUGCUGUGCACAAGCGAAUUCACAAAAAUGAGAAGCUUUUCACGUGCCAUCAGUGUGGAAGGGGUUUCACAGUGAAAGAAAAUCUUAAAAUGCACAUGAAAAUUCACACUGGAGAAAAGCCUUUUACAUGCCAAGAGUGUGGAAAGAGUUUUGCACUAAAAACAGGUCUUAAGGUUCACCUGAGAAUGCACACUGGAGAAAAACCUUUUACAUGCCAAGAGUGUGGGAAGAGUUUCACACAAAAAAUAAACCUACAGACUCACAUGAGAUUUCACACUGGAGAGAGACCAUACACGUGCCAAGAGUGUGGGAAGAGUUUUGUUUAUAGUAGAAGCCUUGAUGUGCACAAGCGAAUUCACACUGGAGAGAGGCCUUUCACGUGCCAAGAGUGUGGAAAGAGUUUUAUUUGUAAUGGAAGCCUUAUUGUGCAUAAACGGGUUCACACUAAAGAGAAGCUCUUCACGUGCCUUCAGUGUGGAAUGGCUUUUGCACGGAAAGGAACCCUUAAAAUGCACAUGAGAAUUCACACUGGAGAGAAGCCUUUCACAUGCAAAGAGUGUGGAAAGAGUUUUGCACGUAGAGAAGCACAUCGUUUGCACAUGCGAAUUCACACUGGUGAGAGACCGUUUACAUGCCAUCAGUGUGGAAAGGGUUUCAUACAGGCAAAGAGACUCAAAAUUCAUCUGUGUUCACACCUGUAAAUUCAUGCAAAAGGGAAGCCUUAAGCAGUGCCUGUGGCGUGCACAGAAAUGGGGGCAGCAGGCGCGUGAGUCCCUUUCAUUCACAAAUCUUAAGGUGCCCUUUUGGUCAUUCAGAAAAAGGGAAGAAUUUGUAAUUAUAAUAAUAAAAUAGUUAAAUAAAACAAUUAAAUCUCAUAAUAAUAUCACAAUAACAGUAAUAAUGUGUUAUGAGAUUUCUUUGUUAAAGAAAAUUAAGCAGAGGUGCAUUUAACAGUGCACGCAACAGCAGAUCGGAGGUGGAUUCCAAUCGUAAGUGAUCCUCCUUAUGCCCUACUCUCUCUGAAGUGCUGAUCCCUUGAAGUGGGUACUCUGGUGGAAACAUGGCAUUACUGUAUGAAUUUGCUCUUCGCUAAUGUGGAAAGGCCCUUCGGUAAAACACUUAAUUUUCUCACAUUCGUUUGACUGAGCUUUCGAAUGUUGUCCCUCCCGCAGCAUUUCCAUUCAAGGGACAGUAACGCAGUUUGGACUUUGCCCCGGAACAUCAAAGUGCUGUUACCUCAGAUGAAUAACAGGUCAGAUAAAAAGACCACUCCAUGUACUGUGUUGUAAGUUCAUCAAAAGAAUACAAUUUGAUUGCUACCACAUUUCCAACAGUGCACUUGCAGUGUACAUAAUCCUAUUAAUUAUAAUAGGUGUGGUCGUGUGGCUGACCCUGCACUCUGACCCCAGCUUAGCUGAGAUAUGUGAAAACUAAUACAUUUCACUGUAUAUAUGCAAAAAACUGUGCGUAUAAUGUGUGACCAAAAUAAAGGAUUCUAAGGAUUCUACAUGAGAGCCCUAACCAAAAAAGCUCUGUGCCAUUACCAGGGUAAUAACAUGGUACUGAAUGAUUAUUACAUUUAUAUGUCAUGAUACUGUCAUUGUACUACAAGCAAGGUACUUUAAAAAAUACCAUGGUUUUACUAUGACAAGUCAAAAACAUGGGGUUUCCUUUUGAUUGAGUUCACGCAACACUGUGAGAAAUCGCUUUGGGUAUUCCUUCUCCGACUACCUGGUUGAAGCCCUUGUACAAUAAUGCCAAUCCUCUGAUUGGCAAUGGUGUUUGAGCACCGCCCCUUUAGGCACUUAGUUGGCCUAUAUUAGUGGGCACAAAAUCUGAAUUUUUUCAGAAAUAUCUUCUUUCAAGACAGCGACAUUAUCUCUCCUCUUGGAAGCCCUCUAUGCUUCUCCAUCGAGAUACAAUUCUUCAGCGGAUGGGAUCUUCUCUGCAGAAGCAGACAGGACGACUUAUCGCCUGUACUACUCAGCACCUGCAGCAAGAAGACUCACUGCUACUUGGUGUUCCAGCAAAGAUUCUCUCAGCCUCGCCGUCAAAGAUGCUUCUGGGUGAAUGGGUUCUUUGCUUCAGAUGCUCGUCUUUAAACAACGCUGCGCUUCAGCGAGACCCCACACUAUUCCCGCAGUGUUCUGGCAGGAGAUAUUAUAUCCUUUAUACUAAAAGUAUUUAUAUAUAUAUAUAUAUAUAUAUAUAUAUAUGUUACUAUAUCAUAAAAAGAGCCGCUUCUGUGCAUCACGAUUUGAGGGAAGAUCCCGCCCUCCCACCCGCCCAGUGGGAUCCCGAGGGACCACAUGAGGAGGCACAGUGGGGCUGCAACGUUAAGAUGGAUGAAUUCGAGGAGGAUCUUGCACCAGCGCAACCCCUACGAGCCCUCCCGAUCAUCCGAUGUAGCGUCCUCGCCAGUACAGUAUACACGUGAUGAGAUCCGGCCCUCUGUCGGAGUGCACGGCCUUAUUACGUUUGGCUGAUCUGACAAUGGAGAUGAUGCCAUGUCCUUGCAGCUGCUCUGACUUCAACAUAUAUAGCUGAGCCUUCGUUGAAGCCAGACCCACAUAAUUCAUGCUGUUCAUUUCCCCUACCUGCCAGAGUUCGCCUAGAGGCUACAAAUAUAUGUUGUUUCUGUGUGUUGUGUCCAUAGAAAAAAUGUUCACUCUCCCUCCACACCAGAGUUCACCAGGAGGUUAUACAAGUUGUUUCUGUGUGCUGUGUUUAUAUAGACAGUUUUCUCACACAACAAAAAAAAACAAAUGCAUUCGCCACACCUGCGCAAAAUGCACACACACACAUUCACACGUUGCUCAACUUUGGUGCGUUGUGCGAUGGAUGCCCAGCUUUCGGCACGUGGACAGGUGCGAAGCAGGCAUGGCACAUCAACUGCCUAGAACUGCUAGCUGACUUCCUAGGCUUGAAGGUUUUUCAUUCCAACAUAGUGAUUCACCAUGUUCUGAUUCGUUCUGACAAUAUGACAGUAGUGGCAUGCAUAAAUCGUCAGGGUGGAACUUGUUCGCUGCCAUUGAUGAGCCUGGCACAGCAUCCUCUCCUGUGGAGCGGGCACCAUCUCUUCCUGCAAGCAACAUUAGUCGGGUUGCCUGAACUGCAGAGCGGAUCUGCAGUUGUGCCAGGGAGCGAUGUCAGGGGAAUGGAGACUUCAUCCUCAUAUGUCCUGAGGUAUUGAUAAGUAUCUGGCAAAGUGGAAGUUGACCUAUUUGCCUGUUCGGAAAAUGCCCACUGUCCCCUCUGGUACUCCAUGUCCCAAGCCGCACUGGGGGUGGAAGCCUUGGCACACCAAUGUCCUGUGAAAUGCAAGUGACCUUUCCCCCGGUAUUCCUCCUCCAUUCUGUUAGAAUCAGAGCCAGAGAGAACACCGAAAUGGCCCAAUCAGUCCUGGUUUCAGUAGAUGAUGGAGAUACUGGACAGCCCUCCGUGGAGGGACCUCUUCUCUCAAGCAUUGGGCACGAUCUAACAUACCCAGCCGGAACUGUGGAACCUACAUGUGUGACCCCAGAACGGAGUGCGUCGAAUGAGCCAGAAUCAGCUCAGUCUGUAAUUAAUACCAUCUUGCAGGCUAGAGCUCCGUCCACGAAGCACUGAAAUGGCAUGUAUUUGCAAAUUGGUGCUCAUCGAGUGGUAAAGACCCAUUGAAUUCUUAGGCAAUGUAGAUACUAGAUCCUUACUUUCUUUCAAGAGCAGAGACACAGGUAUUACCCCGCCAACACUUAAGAUUUAUGUAGCGACUAUGUCGGCAUAUCAUGCCCAAGAGGCUGGCUCCUCUAUAGGCAGAUAUGACUUAAUCAUAAAAUUUCUUAGGGGAACGAAGCACUUAAAUACCCCUCAUCCUGCUACAGGCCUAAUUUGGGAUUUAAAUCUGGUGCUGAAUGCACUCAUGAAUCCCCCCUUUUGAAACAUAAGAAUCUGUUGAGUUGCAUGUACUUUUUCUAAAAACCGCACUCUUGUUGGCUCUGGCCUCAGUUAAACAGGUGGGUGAUAUGCAGGCGCAAUUGGUUGACAGCUCCCGCCUGGAAUUUGGGCUGGGUCUUUCAAAUCCACCAUCAAACCCAGAAAAGGCGAUGUGCCUAUGGUUCGAUCCACACCCUUCAGAGCUCAGGUGGUCCACAUACAAAGCCUUCUUUCCCCCAUCGUUUUAUUCGGAUGAGGAGCAGGAGAUGUAUUUGCUAUGCCCUGUGCGGGGAGUAUACAUGUACGUGGAGUGCGCUUGCUAGUUGUCAGAGUUGUCAGAGCAGCUCUUUGGUUGUUAUGGAGGAUGAUCAAAUUGCAUGUCUGUUUCCAAGCAAAGGCUCUCUCAUUGGCUCAUUGAUGCAAUUGCCCUCGCUUAUGAAUCACAUGGCGACAGAUGCCCCAUUGGUGUGAAAACGCAUUCACCUAGUGGUAUGGCCUCUUCAUGGGCAUGGACAAAUUGAGCAGGUUGGUCUUCACAAAGCACGUUUGCUAGGUUUUACAACUUAGAUGUGGUGUUCAUCUCUUCACAAGUCAUCUCUGUCUGGAGCGCUUAAUGUUCCAACACUCAGCAGGUGAGCCCAAUUCUUUUUAUUAUGUACAGCUCUCGAAAACAUUAAGAGACCAUUGCAAAUUAUUAGUUUCUCUGGAUUUACUACUUUUAGGUAUGCGUUUGAGUAAAAUUAACAUUUUUGUUUUAUUCUAUAAAGUACUGACAUUUCUCAAAAAUUCCAAAUAAAACAUUGUCAUUUAGAGCAUUUAAUUGCAGAAAAUUACAACUGGUCAAAAUAGCAAAAAAGAUGCAGCGCUUUCAGACCUCGAAUAAUGCAAACUAAUUCAUAUUCAUUUUUAAACAACACAGUACUAAUGUUUUAUCUUAGGAAGAGUUCAGAAAUCAGUAUUUAGGGGAAUAACCCUGAUUUUCAAUCACAGCUUUCUACCAGUCUUUCACAGUGUUGUUGAAUGUCUUUAUGCCACUCCUGGUGCAAAAAUUCAUGCAGCUACCAGAUUCCAGCCUCUGCAACGAAUCUGCCCAAUUCCAGCCUUGUUGAAGUACCCCCAGAUCAUCACAAAUCUUCCACCAAAUUUCACAGUAGGUGCAAGACAAUGUGGCUUUAAGUCCUCUCCAGGUCUCUGUCUAACCAUUAGACAACCAGGCAGGUGCGGAGUUUGCGAUCCUUCACAUCGAAAGCGACAUUACGGGCAAGCUCUCACCUGAGACCAUUAUCGACGCAUAUGCAGGACAAAAAACGAAAAUUACUGUUGCACUAGUCUGGACAAUGUCUAGGUCUGUAAGUUUUAUUUCUCUGCCAAAUAACUGCUUAAGCUGGAGAAACUCAACACACUGCUUUCAAUAUGCUGUUCAAUAUGUUUCAAAAGUGGAGAGUAGGCUAUUGCGUGACUGUUCAUUUUUCCCGUGUCUCAAAAUGUUUUAAAUGUUUCAUUAAUAUUUUAACAGUGCAAAAGUGGUCCACAUUUCAUUGAUCCUAAUUGUGUCCGAAGUUCUGAACGAAGAUGCGAUGCGAAGUCAAGUGGCUGUUUAUGCGAAGUUCUACCGGUUUACAAAUAUGAUUGUAUUGUAGGCCUACUGUUUUUUUUCUUGGGUUAAAAAUAAAUAUGUGUUUAUUUAGCAUGUUUGUUUUGUCCAUAUGUGCUAGUGCUGAGUUCCCCAAUUGAUAGGCCAUGCAGGUCCCAGCUGCUACAAUGAUUUUUUUUUUUUGCCCCCCCCUGGCUCGAAUGUCAAACUCCGCCUAUGCAACCAGGUGGAGGAUUGAUGAUGAUGCACUCUUGUCUCUCAGUCAGAAAAUUCUUAAGAGAUGGUGAUUUUGCACCAGCUUACAUAGGCCAACUGCACACCUAAAGGGCUGGGGCUCAAACACCAUUGCCAAUCACAGGAUUGAAGUUAUUGUACAAGGUCAUCUACUAGGUUAUCGGAGAAGGAAUCCCCAAAGUGAUUUCUCGCAAUGUCUCAUUCCCUUCAUCUCAGGGAGCAGAGGUUACAUGUGUAACCAGAGACGUUAUCAGACCAUGUCUGAAAAUCUAUAAAUAAACAAGUGUAAUACCAUGUUGCUUUUUGUGAGAAAUAUAAAAUAAUUGGCUGUUAUUUAUGGCAAAGGAGAAAAAUGAAGGGGAAAAAAAAACAUUAUUUACUACAAUAAAAAUGCUUAAAUACUCAAAAAGCAAAGAAAUUAUUCAAGAAUAAAUAAUAAAAUCAGAGUCUGUUUUCAUUCUUCCGCCCCUGUCCCUGCUAUGGUCUGUGCACGUCACUGAGCCGUGCCCUCACUGCACGACUAUCAGACUACCUGAAACUCUGUACUGCUUACAUUACACAAGAUUUCUUGUCAUCUGUAUUCUUGUUGUAAUCAUUAGGAUGCUACGAUAUGUAAUUUUGUGACCGAUACUGUUACCAGUAAUUCACAGCUUAUUGUGACCAAUAAUAAUAAAAAAUAAAAUCUUGAUGUGUUUGAUUGUCACCAUAAUU
Xyrauchen texanus (razorback sucker) is the source of this 7068-nucleotide messenger RNA. Its product is annotated as gastrula zinc finger protein XlCGF7.1-like. Gene Ontology annotation, molecular function: RNA polymerase II cis-regulatory region sequence-specific DNA binding; DNA-binding transcription factor activity, RNA polymerase II-specific. The coding region runs from base 308 to 1315 and encodes 335 amino acids. Gene Ontology annotation, biological process: regulation of transcription by RNA polymerase II. NCBI's taxonomy places the organism in Eukaryota, Metazoa, Chordata, Actinopteri, Cypriniformes, Catostomidae. The transcript is spliced from 2 exons. The record is from RefSeq and is a predicted model, not a curated record. Gene Ontology annotation, cellular component: transcription regulator complex; PcG protein complex.